AAGGUGCUAUAAAACACUCCCUCAAGCUCAGGUGUAGCUUCAGACGAGGACACAGAAGCGAGGAGCUUUUCCUUGUGUUUUCCUUUAAGGUUUGAAGGAAGCCCAACUACAGUCCAUUUUUUUUUUAUCAGAAAACCAAACUUGCAUAAAAUAUUUUGUAUGCAAAGAUGCCUCCCCCCGGUGUGUGUUUGGACAUAAUCAAGGAGCGGAACCAGGAGGAUGGCAUGGGUACUGCGACUGACCCUGUGAAAUUUCGCGGCCAAGACUUCUACUGGAUACGGGACCAGUGUCUGAAGAACAGACAGAGGUUUAUUGACGGCACAUUCCCCCCAGACAAUAGUAUUAUUGGCCAUAAACUGCUGUUACCCGACAUGAUGGCAAGAGUGAAAUGGUUAAGACCACAUAAAAUGGUAGAAUCUCCAUGUUUAUUUGUGGACGGAGAAUCAAUAUUUGACAUCGUUCAAGGAUAUUUGGGUGACUGCUGGUUUCUGGCGUCUGUCGGAGCGCUGACGUUUCAAAAGCAGCUGCUGAAUCAGGUGGUGCCGAUUGACCAAGGAUUUGGCAGAGAUUAUGCUGGGAUAUUUCACUUCAGGUUCUGGAGAUUUGGAAAGUGGGUGGAUGUCGUGAUUGACGAUAAGCUGCCAACAAUCGAUGGACAAUUAAUCUUUGUUCAUCCAACAAAUAAACAUGAGUUCUGGGUUGCCUUGCUGGAAAAGGCCUACGCCAAAGUGUGUGGGUCAUACUCAGACCUGAAAGCUGGGAGCGUGUCAGAAGCAAUGAUGGACUUCAGUGGAGGGGUCCAUGUGAUGUAUAAGCUGAAGGAAGCACCUCCAGACCUUUGGGAUCUCAUGAACAGGGCUGUGAAACAUAAGUCCCUAAUGGGGUGUGGGACUCCUAAAGGGGAAACUGAUGAAAAUGUGGAAUUGCCCAAUGGGAUCGUGCAGGGCCAUGCGUAUGCUAUCACUGGAGUUCAGCAGGUCAUGAGCCGUGGAAGACCUGUGAAUCUGGUUCGAAUCUGGAAUCCAUGGGGUAAAGGAGAAUGGAAAGGAGACUGGAGUGACAGAUCUUCAUCAUGGCAGACAGUCACUGAGGAAGAUAGAAUGAGCUGCUUGCAGAUCUGUGACAAUGGGGAAUUCUGGAUGUCUAUGAAGGAUUUUACAAUGAACUUUGAAGAUGUGGAUAUUUGCUGUCUCACCCCGGAGUUUCUUGACGAUUCCCCCAAUCAGUGGGGUUCCUCCUGUCAUGUGGGCAAAUGGGUUGCCGGGGCGACAGCAGGUGGAUGCAUGAAAUAUAGAGAGACAUUCUGGAUGAAUCCACAGUAUCAAGUCAGAGUGACAUCUGGACCCAAGGGCAGUGAUCGUCCUGGCUCUAGCAACAUGGUGGUGUCUCUCCUGCAGAAACCAGACAAUGGGCGUCGGUCCCUUUCACCCCAUCAUUUUAUCGGGUUCACUUUGUAUGCGGUACCGCCAGAGUUGCGGGAUGCCAAAGGGAAAUUUUCAGCAUCAUUCUUCAACAACAGCAGGCCAAUAACAGAAACGAAAGCCUUCAUGAAUGUUCGAGAAACUACCCAAGUCUUCCACUUACCUCCCGGGGACUAUGUCAUCGUGCCCUCGACGUACAAGCCAGAAGAAGCUGCCUCCUACUUCUUGAUGAUUUUCUCAAAUUUGCAGACCUCUGUUGGUGACAACUCAGCUGAGAACCACAUGACCAUCAACAAGGAAAUCUAUUCUGAUUAUGCUGCAAGUGAGCACAAAUCAGUGUUUGCUCAAUACUCUGAUCAGCUCAAGGAAGUUAAUGCGGAACAACUACAGAAACUCCUGAAUGAGAAUGUGGUCACAGACAUGUCAUCAGGAGGCUUUGGCUUGGAAAUGUGCAGAAGUAUUGUAGCGAUGAUGGAUCUUUCAGUCACUGGAACACUGAAAGACGCAGAGUUUUCACGUUUGUGGAAACGUGUUCAGGCUUACAAGGACAUUUUCAUCAGGACGAAUGCUUCUCACGCCGGAAAGCUGUCCUUGCAGGAACUGCGGAGUGCCAUUGAAGCCGCAGGCGCGACCAUCAGCGACGACCUGCUGAACCUCAUGGCCUUGCGCCAUGGCAGCUCUUCCAGAGAAAUCACCAUGGAGAGUUUCGUCUUCCUCAUGCUGCGUCUGGACAGCUUGAAGAAAAUAUUCAAGAACCUGUCAGAUGGGAAGGGAAUGUACCUUAAAGAAAGAGAGUGGUUGUAUCUCAGCAUCUACUCCUGAGCAGUCUUUUAAAAAGCAGACAGUGUGGAAUUAAGAUCUAAGUGAAGGGCAAAUUCCCAAAACUCACUCAGUCCAUAGGAUAUAUUUUGGAGGAAAUUUCUGUGGACAUAGUGAAUUUAUUUGGAAAUGUAAUGAAAGUUCUGUUUUUUUCUUGAAGGUCUGAGUGAGUUUUGGUUCUCAAUAUUGUAACAUAAGAUGAGGAAGCCUGACUUUAGGUUAUUGGUGGUCGGUGGUCUCACCACAAAAAUGGACUGAGUGAAUUUUGGAAAUUCGUCCUUCAAUUAAAUUAAUUAAUCAUAUUUUUAUUAUUGUUAUAGAGACUAAUUAUUGUGCUAAUGUAUAUUUUUGUAUAAAUUCCACUGAAGACAGAUGACAUCAUCCAUCUCUAAACUGUCUGUCCAGGCCAGGUUUGCCAAGAUAUAAAUUCUUUUUGAUAUAUAAAUUUAAUAUUAUUUCCACUGAUGACAGAUGACAUUAUAAUCUUUUAAUUGCCAGUCCUGCUCUGGGAUGUCAAGACAUAGUUACUUUUUGACAUCUUAAUGUGUUUUUCAGAUACUGUGUACAAGGAUAGUCUGUUCAAUGUUUGGAUGAUUUUUUAAAAUAAACUUCACAACAAUUAACAAUCA
Brienomyrus brachyistius is the source of this 2869-nucleotide messenger RNA. RefSeq names its product calpain-14-like. The coding region runs from base 168 to 2243 and encodes 691 amino acids. Gene Ontology annotation, cellular component: cytoplasm. The record is from RefSeq and is a predicted model, not a curated record. Gene Ontology annotation, molecular function: calcium-dependent cysteine-type endopeptidase activity. Gene Ontology annotation, biological process: proteolysis. NCBI's taxonomy places the organism in Eukaryota, Metazoa, Chordata, Actinopteri, Osteoglossiformes, Mormyridae. The transcript has 22 exons.